This is a messenger RNA of Acanthosepion pharaonis, 1353 nucleotides long. The record is from the annotation of a GenBank genome assembly. NCBI's taxonomy places the organism in Eukaryota, Metazoa, Mollusca, Cephalopoda, Sepiida, Sepiidae.
AUGACUGGAGAAAAAUCUGGAGGUAUUAAAGGUGAACGAGCUUUACCAGUGCAACUUAGUAGAGACUCAUUAAGCUAUAAGGAUAACUAUUCUGGGAUGGGACUCUACUGUGUGCCUCUGAGUCAUAAAUACAACAUUAAUAAAUCAUCCAAUACUCAUGUUGCUUUCUUUUCUCUGGAUGACGUUCACAAUGGAAACAGUAAAUUUACCUGCACACAGUCGACACUGACACUCCUUUUCAUAUUGAAAAAAUGGCUUGCUGAAAAGCAUAUGCAAGAUGGGAGCAUUCAGUGCAUGUUCCGAAUCCGUGCUGAAUAUCGGAUUUCUGUCUGCAUCAACAAUCCUGUUUUCAUUCCCCGAAGCAAAGAACAAACCUCAAUUGAUGGACGUAACACUGCAAAUUUUGAUGCUCUCACCAAAAUGCUGGCCAUAGAAAAAUGUGAUACUGUCGUGAUGAACCCUUUGUUUGGCUCUGGUCUGCCUUAUAAUGCCAAGACCAAUAUUAUGGUGAGCAACAUCUACUGGGGGCGAGGUGUUCCGGAUUAUGCAAAAAUUAUUUCUUACCAUCAGGCAUCCAUGGAGUCAAAACGCGGCAUGGAUCCAGUUUGGGCUAGAAAUUACCCAAUUCACAAAUGUGCCUAUGAGGGGGAUGUGGCUGGAAUUACUGCCCGACUGAGCCAAUUUUCACAUUCCAUGAAGGAUGAUAAGUCAGCUUCUCCAAUUCAUUAUGCUGCUUGGAAGGGUCACACAGAAGCAGUGGUCGCUCUAUUGAAGGCAGGUUGUUCCCCCAACAUUACCAACAAAGAUCUCCAGACACCAUUACACAUAGCUGCCAUACGAGGCCAUCCACAAGUAGUGAAUGUUUUACUUGAGGACAGUGAUAUUGAUGUGAAUCCUCAAGACAAAAACAAAAAGACUCCACAUGAUCUUUGUUCGAAAGAAACAAGACCAGAAUUUUUAAAAGCUGCAAACCUGCUCAGUGUUGCUAUGAAUCGGCCGAGUCAGAAAAUUGAGAUCCAUUUGAUGGAUGGUGGCAAGAAGACAUUGAAUCUGACAGCUGGUGAUAAUACAACGGUUAAUCAUUUUAAGGAGCAGAUGUUAAGGAAUCUAAUGGUUUAUUCAUUUACCCACACUUCUUUGCCUAUUUGCAUGGACACUUGUUCUUCAUUUGCACUGAUCAUAGGCAUAGCUUGUGGGUGCCACCAUUCAUAUUUAAACACUGCUCUUUAUGGCACUGAUUCUACUACUUGUCCUGUCUCCAUUCUUCACAUAUCUGUGUGCCGAAAUAGCUUGCAGCUUAAAUUAAGAGUUUUCUUUCUUGUCUUCCACUUUCAGCAUUUGAGCAACUGGUAA